AUGGUUAGUCAGAAAGAGACCGUGUGUGUAACCGGUGCGUCCGGAUUCAUCGGUUCAUGGCUCGUGAUGCGAUUACUGGAACGCGGUUACUUUGUCCGUGCCACGGUCCGCGAUCCCGAGAAUUUGAAGAAAGUCCAACAUCUUCUUGAUUUGCCAAACGCCAAGACGCAACUCACUUUAUGGAAGGCCGAUUUAUCUGACGAAGGAAGCUACGAUGACGCCAUAAACGGAUGCGACGGAGUUUUCCACGUGGCAACUCCUAUGGAUUUUGAAUCAAAGGAUCCUGAGAAUGAAGUGAUAAAACCGACAGUUAAUGGAGUGAUGGGGAUAAUGAAAGCAUGUGUUGAGGCAAAGACAGUACGAAGAAUCGUGUUUACUUCGUCUGCUGGAACGGUUAACGUCGAAGAACAUCAGAAAAAUGUCUAUGAUGAACAAGAUUGGAGUGAUCUUGAGUUUGUCAUGUCCAAGAAAAUGACGGGAUGGAUGUAUUUCUUGUCGAAAACAUUAGCGGAGAAAGCAGCUUGGGAUUACGCAAAGGAGAAAGGAAUAGAUUUCAUUAGCAUUAUCCCGACCUUAGUGAUCGGUCCAUUUAUAACAACAUCUAUGCCUCCCAGCCUCAUCACCGCGCUCUCUCCUAUCACUCGGAACGAGGCACAUUAUUCGAUCAUAAGACAAGGACAGUAUGUGCACUUGGACGAUUUAUGCAAUGCUCACAUAUUCUUGUACGAAGAAGCUGCUGCCAAGGGACGUUAUAUUUGUUCCUCUCACGAUGCCACAAUUCUUACUAUCUCAGAAUUUCUUAGGCAAAAAUAUCCGGAAUAUAACGUUCCUUCAACGUUUGAAGGUGUGGAUGAGAAUCUAAAGAGCAUUGCGUUCAGUUCGAAGAAGCUGGUUGAUAUGGGGUUUAGUUUCAAGUAUAGUCUCGAGGAGAUGUUGGUCGAAUCUAUUGAGACAUGUCGUAAAAAGGGUUUUCUUCCGGUUCCUUUAACGGACCAAACGAAAUCUGAGGAAGUUCCGAGUGUUGGUGACAAUAUUGAGCUCAAAACCGGUGCUGUUUUAACCGAUGGUAUGAUGCUUUGUAAGAAUACCGAACCGGGGAUAACCGCCGAGAAAAGCGAUACUUGCAUGCCAGCACAACAGAUGUGUGCUUAG
This is a messenger RNA of Microthlaspi erraticum, 1152 nucleotides long. Lineage: Eukaryota; Viridiplantae; Streptophyta; Magnoliopsida; Brassicales; Brassicaceae. The record is from the annotation of a GenBank genome assembly.